AUGGAUGAUCAAACCACUGUUGCUGUACAAAUGGCUCAAUGUGCAAAAUUCAAUCAAUCGGCAUCGGUCGUCGAAGCGCCGCCAUCGGUUCUGUGCAUUUCCGAUCAAUGUCACGAGGUCCCUCCGGUCACUGGACCUGCCCCGUCGCCUCCGGAUGGGCAAAGUACUCGUUCGCUAUCGUUCGUUUCGCCGUCGGUUUCGAAUUUCAUGCCGUCAGGCUCUGCUCUAACUUCGUCACAGGUGACAAACUGUCAAGCCGCUGUUCCUGUACCUUCGCUUGUAUCAAAGACCAAACAAACAUCGGUCUUCAUGCUGACGGCUUACAUUCGAGUUAAAGACAUCGAUGGUAAUUACCAUCACGCUCGCGCCUUACUCGAUUGCGCAUCAGAAGCAAAUUUUGUCACAGAAUCACUGGCUCAAAGGCUUCGUUUGAAACGAGCUCCCGCAAAUAUCGAUGUAUACGGUAUCAGUCAAUCCGUAAAAAAAGUUAAACAGCAAGUCCCUAUUGUCAUCUCAUCUCGUGUUAGUUCGUAUAGAUCCAGUAUGACGUUUCUAAUUCUACCGUCAUUAACCAGAAUAUUGCCCACAAGUAAUGUGGAUAUAUCAAGAUCGGUUGUUCCCCGUCACCUCACUCUCGCAGAUCCAAAAUUUAACAUAGCGCACGAUGUUGAUAUGAUCAUUGGCAUCAAAUCGUUCUUCGCAAUCUUGGAGGAUGAUCAAUUCACAUUAGGAAGUGGCUUACCUAUACUACGUAAAACUGUUUUUGGAUAUGUAGUAGCAGGUGAAGCAUUCGAAAGCAACAACUCCACCAUCGUGUGCAACGUUUCUACUGUUGACAACCUAACGACAGCAUAUCAAAAAUUCUGGGAGGUGGAAAGUUUCGAAAAUGGUAAAUCUCUCUCUCUUGAGGAACAAUAUUGCGAAGCGCAUUUUGCGAGAACUCAUUUUAGAACUCCUGACGGUCGUUACGUGGUUCGUUUGCCGAUUCGAGACGAGAUGCUAUCUGCUUUAGGAGAAUCGGUUGGUGUGACGAAGCGCAGACUAUUGAACAACGAAAGAGCGUUAUCAUCAAAGCCACAAUUGCGCUCAGAAUACUCAAAGUUCAUGGAUGAAUACCAAACACUAGGGCAUAUGGAAAAAGUAGUGCCUGACUACUCGAUCCCACACUUUUUUCUUCCACAUCAUGCAGUUCAAAAGCCAGAUAGUACAACUACAAAAACGCGAGUUGUAUUUGACGCGUCCUGUCGUAGGUCGAACAACUUAUCGCUCAAUGAUAUUUGCUACAUAGGACCCACCGUUCAGCCCCCGCUUUUAUCGACUCUUAUCAACUUUCGUAUGCCAAAGUACGCAGUGACUGCCGACAUAGAAGAGAUGUACCGGCAGAUUGUUGUGCAUAAAGCAAAUCGUCCUCUGCAACAAAUUGUAUGGCGUGAACAUGCAAACCAAGACAUAUCCACAUAUCAGCUAAACAUCGUCACAUACGGCACUGCUCCUGCUCCUUAUCUUGCUACACGCGUUCUUAAUCAACUGUGCGACGAUGAAGCUGAAAAUUAUCCACUUGCUGAACGAAGGUGA
Wyeomyia smithii (pitcher-plant mosquito) is the source of this 1575-nucleotide messenger RNA. RefSeq lists its product as uncharacterized. The record is from RefSeq and is a predicted model, not a curated record. The coding region runs from base 1 to 1575 and encodes 524 amino acids. The transcript has a single exon. Lineage: Eukaryota; Metazoa; Arthropoda; Insecta; Diptera; Culicidae.